Messenger RNA from Staurois parvus, 278 nucleotides. Lineage: Eukaryota; Metazoa; Chordata; Amphibia; Anura; Ranidae. The record is from the annotation of a GenBank genome assembly.
UCAUAGGGCCCCCAGGCAAUAGGGGAUCAUGGGGCCCCUGUGUCCUUGCCCAAACUCAAAAAAGCCUAUGUAAAAGGUACCAGGGGUAUCUCAUGGGGCCCCCUACUGACCCCGGGCCCUCGGGCAGUGCCCGAGUUUCCAAAUGGUCAGUCCGCUCCUGCUUGUGCACACUGCUUUGCAGCCAUACAAAGCAAUGUGCUUACAGUGAAGCACAAACACAAGGCCCAAUAGUAAAACACACCCAGCACACAAUUAACCCUUUGAUUGCCCCUCAUGUU